Molecule: messenger RNA, 3979 nt
Organism: Pygocentrus nattereri (red-bellied piranha)
Lineage: Eukaryota; Metazoa; Chordata; Actinopteri; Characiformes; Serrasalmidae
Gene: jmjd6
Product: jumonji domain containing 6, arginine demethylase and lysine hydroxylase
Exons: 6
Coding region: 286-1497 (403 amino acids)
Biological process (GO): phagocytosis
Cellular component (GO): nucleus; cytoplasm
Molecular function (GO): histone H4R3 demethylase activity; P-TEFb complex binding
Source: RefSeq, a predicted model, not a curated record
GCACUGUUGAGAAGUUGGCGCUGUCUGCCGGUUACCUAAGUUCUUGCAGUUUCCUUCCCUCAGUAACUGUUGCUGAAAUAAACAGAUUUAGUUUUUGUGUUUAUUAAGGCGAAUAGUCGCGUCUUCAACCAUAGAACUGUUCAUAAACAUACCUUACUGAUGCUUUGCUAGCUAGCCUUGGCUCUCCACUCACUGUCAAUAGCGUCACUAGCAGGGAGCUAGCCUAACCGGCUAACCACUUUUGCUGUAGCCUGAAGUUGACACAGCGGUAAUCAUCUUGAGGGAAUGAACCACAAGAGUAAGAAACGAAUCAAAGAAGCGAAACGGAGCGCCAGGCCAGAAUUAAAGGAUUCCGUUGACUGGACAAAGCAUAACUACUGCGAGACAUUCGAUCUUUCGCACCGGACAGUGAAGGACAAUGUGGAGCGAGUGGACGUCCUUCGUCUGAGCCCAGAAGAGUUUAUCCAGCGCUUUGAGAAGCCCUAUAAACCGGUAGUUCUGCUGAACUGUCAGGAGUCAUGGCCAGCACGAGAGAAGUGGACUCUGGAACGACUCAAACGCAAAUACCGCAACCAGAAGUUCAAGUGUGGUGAGGAUAAUGACGGUUAUUCUGUGAAAAUGAAGAUGAAAUAUUAUGUUGAAUACAUGGAGAGCACGCGAGACGACAGCCCACUCUACAUCUUUGAUAGCAGCUAUGGUGAACAUGCGAAACGCCGCAAGUUGCUUGAGGAUUAUCAGGUCCCUGUCUUCUUUAGAGACGACCUCUUUCAGUUUGCUGGGGAGAAGCGGCGGCCACCAUACAGGUGGUUUGUGAUGGGCCCCGCUCGCUCUGGCACAGGCAUUCACAUCGACCCACUGGGCACGAGUGCUUGGAAUGCUCUGGUUCAGGGCCACAAGCGUUGGUGCCUCUUCCCCACACACACGCCUCGUGAACUAAUUAAAGUAACCCGAGAUGAGGGCGGCAACCAGCAGGAUGAGGCCAUCACCUGGUUCAGUGUGAUUUAUCCCCGCACACAGCAGCCCACCUGGCCUGCUGAGUUCAGACCACUGGAGAUCCUGCAGCGUCCUGGAGAGACCGUGUUUGUUCCGGGUGGCUGGUGGCAUGUUGUCCUCAACUUGGAUACGACCAUUGCGGUCACUCAGAACUUCGCCAGUACCACCAACUUUCCCAUUGUUUGGCACAAGACAGUUCGUGGCCGGCCUAAACUCUCCAGGAAGUGGUACAGAAUUCUGAAGCAGGAGAGGCCAGAUUUAGCUGCUCUUGCAGACAAAGUGGACCUACAGGAGUCUACAGGCAUUGCUUCAGACAGCUCUAGUGACUCUUCCUCCUCCUCUUCUUCUAGUUCUUCAGAUUCAGACUCAGAGGCUGAAUCAGGCUCUGAGGGGGAUCCCAUGGCCCACCGAAGGAAGAAGCGGAGAACCUGUGGCAUGAUGGGAAAUGGUGACAUCACCAGCCAAGAUGACUGUGCGAGCAAAGAGCGAAGCUCAUCACGGUGACAUCCUGCCCCGUUUAAUUCCAUCAUAGGGGCUUUUAAUCCCAUGGAGUCUCCCAGGACAGUGUCUGUCUGUCUGUCCGCCCCCCCCCCAACCCCCCCCCCCAUUAUCCCCUGGAGCCUCUCUAUUAGAGGUCUGCUGCUGACAUUUGUCUACUUGAUAGCACUGUCAGCUCUGGUGUGCUGUCUGAAUCUGCUAGUAAUGUGCUUUUAGUGAAAAUGAGACAAAAGGAAGGAAUAUCCAUACUAGUGUUCAUUGGGCCAGGUUGGCCAUAGCAUAAACAUGAACUAAUGGGAAAAGGUGUGUGCUUGUUUUCAUCCUCCACUUAUUCUUGAGCUGUGAUUUUGCUUACUGUGAUCAUUUCCUUACUCAUUUGAUAACAUUAUUCUGCCAUCACUCUGAUAAUGUUUGUUUCCCAGUGUAUAAAUCAUCUGAUGGUUUGAUCAGAAUGGUUGUUCAGAGUCUCUAAAGUGCUUCAUACAUAUGAGCCCUGAACCAGAAGAUUAGUCUUUGGUUAAUAUGAGAAAAUAUAUGAACAGAGCUGCUUUUAAUUACACAAAACGGUAAGGUGGAAAUGAUCUGUGAAAUACAGCAUGAAUAGAGAAUUCAUAUCAUAUGAUUUUUGUAUUUUUUUUGUGUUCACUUUUUAGUGGAGUUUGCAAAAACGAGUUGUCUAAACAUGUUCACAUAUCCUUUAGGUUAUUAAGUGGUCAGAUUUCUCUUACAAGUCCUUCUUUAUGAACCCAUAUCUGUUUAUAAAAUAGGCCAUGGAUUCACAAAGGAAUGACAGCCCACUAGCCACUUUUUUUUUUUAAAUCCAUUCAGUUGUGCAGACUUGGAGAAGUAGGAGGUUUCUGCUAGUUGUUCUUUUAAAGGGAAGUGCCAUUUAAUUUAUGCAGUAUUAAAUAUGUCACUAUUAAAAAUGAAUCCCAUUAUUUUGGCUGUCUUUCUGACCUGUCUUUUUAAAAUGGGAAUUCUGCCCAUUUUUCCAAAUUUCUACAUAAUUCAUAGGUAGAGGUGUAAGCAAAGUCAUUCAGAGCGGUUUGAUGUGAAAUGGAGCAUUGUAAAGAAACUUCACCGGAUAAUAACUUAAGACAUCACCUAUCACCACCACUUUAAACAACUUUGACUCUUCACAUGAAACCACAUCAAAUGACUGUUUAUAUCUUGAAUUAUGCAGAACUUUUGAAAAACUGGUGCAGUUAACACGAACUGAUAUUCGUGUAAACACACAAAUCUGGUCCAACUAGAAAUUGAAGUGAUUGAAAUGAUUUUAACUUCAGGGAGAAAAUUGCCAUCAGAUACAUGGCUAGAGAUCACUUUUAACAGUUGAAAUGUAGCUUUUCUCAGAUGUUCAGAGCUCCAUAUUCAGGAAAUAUUUGUUAUGACAUUUAACACUAGGGGCAGCAGCACUUAUUGCUUUAGCCUACUGUGGUGUUGUGCAGAUGGCCAUCUUUAAAAGCUAGCAGUCUGAGACAAAUGCACAAAAAGCAAAUAUAACUUGUAAACAGUAUUGGUCUACUCUUCUCCUAUUACUUGUUAAACUUGCAGUACUGCAAAGACUAAACGGUUUUGUUCACUGUUAAUAUAUAAUUAAAUAAAUAAGCAUUUUUCCAGGAAGGGCCAGUACAUUAUGAAGUACCCGUAAAGAAUAAUUAAUAUUGGUGGAGGUUUAAAAUAUUAAGUUGUAUGUUGUGAUGUAUGUUAAGGUGUUGCAGAAUCUAAGUUCUUGUACUUCUUUAAAAAAAUGAUUACACAUGGUCCGAGUGGGACAAAAUGCUCUACUGAAAUGUUUGUGACUUUGUAUUGUAUAUAUGGAAUUAUUAUGGUCUGUCCCCUGCAAAAAAAACUGCCUAUUUGUGCCUAAUGGUUGUGUGGUUGCACUAACUGUAAAGCUGCUUACUGCAAACUGCACCAGCCUCUCACAUUGCCAUGUUGACUGUCAAAGCAAUGCUUCAGUAUGUUUUUAAUCUAAUCUCUUUUUGCCUCAUCUGUAUCAUGUGUAUGACUACCAUGAACUACAAUUUCAGAAAGUUUCUCUCGAUGAUAAAAAGUACAGGAAACUUAAUGACUCAAAAUGCACUUAUAAUAAAAGCCUGUGGGCAGUUGCUUCAGAGAUUAGGUUGAACGCUGGAGUAUUCCUUUAUUUUAUUAGUGCUGCUAAUGUACCCAUGCUUGUUUUCCAAAUACAUUUGGAAGACUAAAAUAAUAUUUACAGAACCCUUAAAAUGACAGCCAAUCUUUAUUUCAGGAUUUUUCAGUCUUACCUGCAGGUUUUGGAGUCAUACUUGCUGUUGUUUUUAGAUGGAGGUGUGAUAACUGCACACAUCCUUGUUCUGCACUUUCUCAGCCCCUGGGGUCAGGCAGCUUUGGCCUACUUGGGCUUUGGGUGUGCAAAAAAUGACACUUUGCUGUUGCUUGGGUCAAAGUAAAUGAAUCAAUAUCGUUAAUUAUUUGAUUUAAUAAAGCUUUCUAUGAAACAUUA